AUGAACGUCCCAGUGUUUAUCGAUAUUGCUGUUCCUUACCAGACACUUGAACUGAGAACAUUUCUAAAAUCCCUCGGAGCAGAGAUAUCAGAAGAAAAUGCGGAGUCUGGCUUGUCAACUGACUUGAAAAAUAUCAUUGAGGCCAGCAAAUUCUGCUGGAAUCUCAACAAUGACACAGAGAUUGAGAUGGUAUUUAAUGGCAUCAUCUCCCUGUUACUGGUUGUGCCAGUACAAGAAGCGGAGAGUGUGGUCACUCUGUUUUGUGAGAAGGUGGGAAAGUUGCCAGAGGGAGACAAACGUGCAGCCCUGAGACUGAGAAUGCUGAGCAACCUAUUCUAUGGGCUAGAGGAAGAUGCCAGCGUUCGAUAUGUUGUUCUCUGCAGCAUGGUUAGGCUGGCAGGGCAAAAUGACUUGCUGUCAGGAGUACCAGUUGAUUUAGAUAAAAUCAAAAGGUGGAUCAGCUUGUGGGAGAUCAGCUCAGCAAAAGUUCAGAUGCUAUACAGGACCCUUCAUGAAUCCCUGACAGCCUGCAACAUGCGUGAUGUGGCUACUAAAGUCAUGAUCGAACUGCUGGGUACCUACACAGAAGACAAUGCUUCUCAGGCCAGAGAUGAUGCUCAUAAAUGCAUAGUGACUUGUUUGGCUGACCCCAAUACAUUUCUCAUGGACCAUCUCCUUUCUCUGAAGCCAGUGAAGUUUUUGGAAGGCGAAUUGAUUCAUGAUCUACUGACAAUAUUUGUCUCUGGAAAACUUGGACAGUAUCAACAGUUUUACAAAAAUCAUACUGACUUUAUCAACUCAUUAGGCCCCUCACACGAGGAGAACCUGCGGAAGAUGAGAUUUCUGACAUUUAUGCAGAUGUGCGAGAACCGCAAGGAGAUGGAUUUCAGUGUCAUACAGGAAGAAAUGCAGAUGGACAAAGAUCAAGUUGAGGAAUUUGUUAUUGAUGUGUUGAGGACCAAAUCUGUGAAAGCAAGGAUAGAUCAGAUUCAAGAGAAAGUUCUCAUUAACUCCACAACAUUCAGGACCUUCAGCAAGCAUCACUGGCAGAUAAUCCGACAACACCUUGCAGCCUGGCAAAAUAAUCUAGCUGGCCUGGAGGCCAACUUUGAAAAUGUCUCUCUUAUCCAGUCACAAGUUCAACAACCAUAG
Molecule: messenger RNA, 1152 nt
Organism: Candidula unifasciata
Lineage: Eukaryota; Metazoa; Mollusca; Gastropoda; Stylommatophora; Geomitridae
Source: the annotation of a GenBank genome assembly